Messenger RNA from Closterium sp. Naga37s-1, 3006 nucleotides. Lineage: Eukaryota; Viridiplantae; Streptophyta; Zygnematophyceae; Desmidiales; Closteriaceae. The record is from the annotation of a GenBank genome assembly.
AUGCAGCUUCACGAUGACGCUGAAGCUCCGAAGUCGGGUUCGUCUAAUAAGGCUGCUGUUGGAACGGCAGCUGCUGACGAGGCUCCUCGUCGCGUGCUGCUGCCACGGGAAUCGCCCGAGGAGUUUGGUUCAGGCAUGCAGCUUCACGAGGACCUGAUGCCGCUGUGGGACAUGGCUGCCCACGUUGCCGUCAACGGGACCGUGCUCGUCGUGGUUUCUAACGCCGGCUACAUGGACAUGCUGGAGAACUGGGUGCGCCACGUCAGCAAUGCUGGGCUGGGAGCGCACUUUAUUCUCUUUGCAGAGGAUGAGGAGACCCUUAGGUUCGGCCAGACCAGAUGGCCAGGACAGACCAUCCACCUGGCCCUUCCCGACCAAUCACUCUCCGCCACCUGGCAGCUGCCUGCCUUCCCACACUCACCACACUCCGCCACGCGUGCAGGCACUCUCUCCUUCCACCUCCUCGCCUCCCGUCGCAUCCUCUACCUCCUCCACCUCCUCUCCUUCGGAUUCAACCUCCUCUAUUCCGACACAGACGUUGCCAUUCUGCGCAACCCUCUCCCAGAAAUCACCGCUGAUCCAAAACAGACGUUUGACAUAGCUCUCACUUUUGAUGGUUACGAGUCGAACUGGCAGAAGAAAGCAGUUCCGGUGGAGAGUUACGGCGUCGCGAAGCUAGCUGACCGGAAACUUUCCGUUUCGAGCUCGUUGCUUUUCCUCCGCCCGACGUCGGGAGCUAAGUGCUUGGUGGGGGACUGGGCGAAUAGGGUGAUGAAGUUGGGGCGGGAUGAAGGGACAGAGCAGGAGCAUUUGAACACGCUGAUCGUCGAAAUGGAUAAGUACGGUCUUUUGCCAACAAUCGCCGUGCUGCCCGCGCAGAAAUUUCUGUCCGGGCAGCUGCUGCUGGAGGAUGAUUGGGCGACGGUGGAGGCUUUGAAAGGGGAGCUGGUGACUGUGCAUGCGGGCGGGCUGAUGGGAAAAGACGCCAAGAGGUAUGCUCUGAACAAAAUAGGGUUUUGGAUUGCAGAGUCAGAUGCAGCAGCAGCAGCAGCAGCAGCAGCAGCGGGAGAAGGGGAGAGUGGAGGGAACGAAGCAACAGCAGGAGGAGAAAGAGGGGAAGCAGCAGCAGAAGCAACAACGGGAGGCGGGGAAAGGCUGAAUGAUGGGGAAGCAGCAGCAGGGACGAACUCUGAGCCUGCUAACGAGGACAACAAAUGGCCUAGCACGACCGAAACCAGCACCCUCAGCAGCAGCAGCAGCAGCAGCAGCAGCAGCAGCAGCAGCAGCAGCAGCAGUGUCCGUGUAGGGGACAAGGGCCCGUUCUGUGUGGGGCUGCUAUGUCCGGAGAUGCAUGUAUCGGAGGAGGAGGUGGUGCUGCUGUCGGUGCAGCCGUGGGUGCCGCGGCACGUGCAGCAGAUGGACCCUCUCGUGCCCAUGGUGGCCUCCCCCGACCGCUUUGUGAUUGUUACUGCAGCAUGCAAAGGUCAAGUCCCUCUAUUCACCAACUGGUUUAACGCCAUGCAUUCUGCUGCCAUGGCUGGCCAUGUGAUCGCCUCAGUGCCCCAAGAGGUGGAGGGUACCAGCCAGGGCCUGCUGCGGCAGCCAGAGGAGAGUGAGUCAGACCACAAGGCAGCCCUCACGUGCCUGCUGUUGCCCUUGCUGCUGAUGGAGCGAGUGCUCAAGCUCGGCUACAAUGUCAUCUACAGUGACAUCUCCUCUGUAUGGCUGCAAGACCCGCUCCCAUUCCUCCCGCCAGAGUACAACGCAGCUCUCCCCUCCUCCGUCCCUUCCUCCACGCAACCAUCACCGCCCGCUAACAACAAAAUAGACGGCAAGCUCAAGCGCACCCUCCCGAUCUCCCGCCCUGACUUGGGUUACUUCUCCCCUUGGUUCGCCGCGCUUCGCCCCUCCCGUCCCAUACUCCUGAUGCUGAGAGAGUGGGCUGUUCUUUCGUUGGAGGAUUUCCGGGAAAGAGCAGCCGUGGCACAUAGAAACUCCAUCGCGCACUCGCUGUCCGCUUCGGAGAGCUUAAAAGUGGGGCUGAAUGAGGCUAUAACGAGGAUGGUGGAGGAGGGGGAGCCGGGGUCGAAUGUUGGCGUGUUGUCGCGCCCCUUCUGGCCCGGAAAAGUCGACCUCUUGAUUCGAAGCUACCUCUCUGAAAAACUCUUUCUGCUCUACUCGCUGCUGACGUCAGUGGAGCUGAUGUGGCCGCGCGGGAUUGGCCGUGUGGUGGUCGUGCUGGAUGAAGGGGAUGACGUGGCAAUGCAUCUCAUGCCGCCCUGGGUUCAGGUGAAUGCGGUUACAACCGGUGAUGCUGAUGUUGGAGCUGAUGUUGGAGCUGAUGUUGGAGCUGAUGUUGGAGCUGAUGUUGGAGCUGAUGUUGGAGCUGAUGUUGGAGCUGAUGUUGGAGCUGAUGUUGGAGCUGAUGUUGGAGCUGAUGUUGGAGCUGAUGUUGGAGCUGAUGUUGGAGCUGAUGUUGGAGCUGAUGUUGGAGCUGAUGUUGGAGCUGAUGUUGGAGCUGAUGUUGGAGCUGAUGUUGGGGAGGUGGGGGGAAGUCGGAUGCGAAGGAUCGGGGAUCAGAUUGCCCACACUGUGAUGGGCAACUACCUAUGGAACAAUGAAAAGGAUAAGAUGGAGUUCGCAAUGGAGUGGGGCAACCACACGCACAUCCCACGAGUGGGCGCGCAUCUGCCCUACACCAACCUCUUCAAGGACCUCGGGGGCUCGCCUGUUGACCCCAGCUCUUUUCACAUUCCCCAUCAACCUCCCUGCCCUCUGCCGUGCCUUCAGAUGGAGUUCGCAAUGGAGUGGGGCAACCACACGCCCAUCCCACGAGUGGGCGUGCAUCUGCCCUACACCAACCUCUUCAAGGACCUCGGGGGCUCGCCGGUCGACCCCGGCUCCAAGCUCAACCUCUCCUUUGUGCAAACGGCCGCGCACUACCAGCGAGAGACCAUCUGCCACUCGCUGCCACCAGGUAAAGUGCUGUUGCUGCUGCCACCGUAG